Hydractinia symbiolongicarpus is the source of this 640-nucleotide messenger RNA. Its product is annotated as late cornified envelope-like proline-rich protein 1. NCBI's taxonomy places the organism in Eukaryota, Metazoa, Cnidaria, Hydrozoa, Anthoathecata, Hydractiniidae. The transcript has 3 exons. The coding region runs from base 112 to 399 and encodes 95 amino acids. The record is from RefSeq and is a predicted model, not a curated record.
CAACAAGGCUACCAGUUUUAUUUGUGCUUUUAAAAUUACAUAGCAUUCUGUUACAAUAUUGAGCCAUAGAGAAGCAACAACUAAUUUCAGGAAUAAAAGAAAAAAUUCAAGAUGAGAUAUUGUCUAGCCGUCUUGCUAGUUUUGGUAGCUAUAUCUAAUGCCAAAUCCAUUCACGAAGACAAAACAAAAAGAAGCGCACAAGAAUGUUCUGAUGGUUGUGCGGGAGGUUGUGCACCUGCCUGCUUGCCAUCCUGUUGUGGUCAACCUCCUGCUCCUCCACCACCUCCACCUCCACCUCCACCACCACCUCCACCGCCACCAGAGGCGUGCCCUCCAAUGUGUCCAAUUUCUUGCGUAGGUACCUGUCCACAAGCCUGCUGUCAAUCGGAGAAGAAGUAAUCUGUGUGCCACAAAUACUACACUAUAUUCACACACAACGAAAAUACAUUUAUUUUAUAUAAACGUUUUCUUUACUAGCUUACUUUAAAGUGCUUUUGAUAUUUAAGAAUAAAAUAAAACCUGUCCUCAUAUCUAUAAAGCCCUAUAUGUCGGUGCAAAUAAUAAUCAUAAGUUGGAACUCUCUAUCGUCGGCUAUUAUGCCGAGUCUUGAACAAAAAAUGAAUUACAUUUUUCAUAAUUA